Messenger RNA from Trichoplusia ni (cabbage looper), 1449 nucleotides. RefSeq lists its product as uncharacterized. The record is from RefSeq and is a predicted model, not a curated record. The transcript has a single exon. Lineage: Eukaryota; Metazoa; Arthropoda; Insecta; Lepidoptera; Noctuidae. The annotation marks the transcript as partial.
CUAGAUGUUACCUACUUAAUACCUACAUGCGCAAAACCACCUAAACUGUAUGGGUUGCCAAAGAUACACAAACCAAACGCCCCGCUACGUCCUAUUGUAAGCCAAAUCGACACACCAACCUACAGAUUGGCUCAGCACGUCGCGAAAACACUCUCACCACUCAGAGGCAACACUACAGCGUUUGUGAAGGAUUCAUACCACUUUGUCAAUGAGAUUAAACAUCUACAUCUUCAUGACAAUGAAGUAAUGGUUAGUUUCGACGUACAGUCCUUGUUUACAUGCCUACCAGUUAAGGAUUGUAUUGAAAUUGUUUCCAAGAAGCUAGCAGAGAACAACCUACCUCUAGAAUAUGCAGAACUUCUCGAGCACUGCCUCACAUCUGGCUACCUACUGUGGAACAAUAAAUUCUAUGUACAAGUAGAUGGUGUAGCGAUAGGCUCGCCUGUAUCCCCUGUAGUCGCCGAUAUAUUCAUGGAAGACUUCGAGGAGACAGCCUUAAAAACAGCUCCUUUCACUCCCAGGUUUUACAAACGGUACGUAGAUGAUACUUUCACAGUUUUACCAUCUAGUCAAGUAAAUGCAUUUUUAAAACAUCUCAACUCCAUCAAUAACAAAAUUCAAUUCACUAUGGAGUUGGAGGAUAAUAAAUCUCUUGCCUUCUUGGACAUAUUAGUUAAAAGAAAUCCUGAUCAGACCAUAAGUCACACCGUGUAUCGAAAGAAGACCCAUACAGAUAGGUACUUAAACGGUGAAUCUCACCACCACCCUAAACAGUUAGCUACCGUGGGAAAAUCUUUGUUUCAGAGAGCACACGGACUCUGUGAUGACAGACACCUUGCCGCUGAGCUUCAACACGUCAAGCAAGUACUGCGAGACAACAAGCUCCAAGUUCCACGGCCCCGUCACAGAAACCGAGUGAAGCCAGCCACUGUUGAUCGUUUGCCUGCUGUACUACCAUAUGUCAGAGGAGUCACUGACAAGAUUGGUUACAUCCUGAAGCGAGCUUCAAUUAAAACAUACUUCAAGCCGCCCAAGAAGAUUAGCCAGUCCUUACCAUCUGUCAAGUGUCACAUACCUCUACAAGAUGCAGGAGUAUACAAACUAGAUUGUGACUGCGGCCUCUCUUACAUCGGUCAAACCAAACGAAGCAUAGGGACCCGCGUUAAAGAACACAUAGCUGACGUCAAACACCGCCGCUCAACGAAGUCUGCAGUCGCCGAACAUGCUGAAGGUUCCAGCCAUUAUAUUAGAUUUGACCAACCACAGAUCCUCGCUAAAGAAUCCAAAUUCCUACCUAGGAUGUUUCGCGAGGCUAUUGAGAUUAAAAAACACCCUAAUUUCAAUAGAGAAGAUGGCUGGAAGAUAUCACCUACUUGGGAUCCAAUAAUAAAUAAACUCAAGGCCAAACCCAAGAGCAGCGCUGCAAGACAUCAAGACACAGUGAGCUCA